Messenger RNA from Salvelinus namaycush (lake trout), 6776 nucleotides. RefSeq names its product cytoplasmic linker associated protein 2 (gene clasp2). The transcript is spliced from 39 exons. Gene Ontology annotation, molecular function: microtubule binding. Gene Ontology annotation, biological process: mitotic spindle assembly. Bases 704 to 5233 code for a protein of 1509 amino acids. NCBI's taxonomy places the organism in Eukaryota, Metazoa, Chordata, Actinopteri, Salmoniformes, Salmonidae. Gene Ontology annotation, cellular component: spindle microtubule; cytoplasmic microtubule; mitotic spindle. The record is from RefSeq and is a predicted model, not a curated record.
GGCUUGGCGCUGGCUUUCAGCGGGGGAGGGUUUAGCUAGACAGUUUAGCAGGGGCGAUUAUUCCCGGAUUAAAAGUAGGCAGGAACUGUGGGUGGAAGGCUGAAACACUGUUCUCGAAGUUUUGGCGCAACUUUAUUUUCAAGGAUUCGACAACACACCUCCCUGGAGAGGUUUUUCAACCCAUGGAAUACAUAAAUGAAGCGAAACUAGGCGUCAGGCCUGUGACCAACUAGCUAACUGUUAGUUUAGCUAACGUUGCUUUCCACAUCUCGCUAUCCACUAGGUGUUGCCAUCGUGCGUGACUAACUUCGUUAGCUUAGCUACUAGUAGCUUUAUUGUGUUGUGGAUUGAUACAGACCCGGUUAGUUUUACUGCAAAUUUGUCUUAUUUUUCAAAACUUUUAGAAAGUUAUUGCUAACUAGUUAUCCGAGAGCAACAUUCUCUAUCCUUCGCUGAAAUCAAAGUUGAGCAGUGUGUGUUUUGGACAAAGUGAUUGCGCUAGCCAAGCUAAUUUGACAGGCGUUUGUUUUUUUGUUGAUCAAACGUCAAAUAGCGGUCACCCAAGCGUCCAGGCAACUGUCAUCCGCUCAGAAGAAAGGGAUCACCGACCGGAGCGAACCUUUUUCCACACCCAACCCACCAGGACCCCCUGUAGUCUGCGGCUGGCACCAGAAGGAGCUGGUCACACGGCACUGCCUGCCCAAUGGAGGAACAUGACAACAUGGAUUAUUUUUACCAGCAGGUCCUGCAGAAAGACGUUACCCGCAGGCUGCAGAUCGGGCAGGACCUCAUAGACUACCUGAACGACCCGCAGAGGUCCUCCGAUGUGGAGCAAGACAAACCACGGCUGGAUAAAACUGUAGAUGAGCUGACGGGAUGGGUCAACUCCAGCAACUACAAGGUGGCGUUGUUGGGGAUAGACAUUGCCGGUGCGUUUGUCGAUCGCUUGGGGGAGCGCUUCAGAGGAUACCUGGGAACAGUGGUCCCUGCGUUAGUGGACCGGUUGGGGGACAGUAAGGACCAGGUCAGAGAACAGAGUCAGACUGUCAUCCUCCGCUGUAUGGAAGUCACAGCAUCGCCUAUGUAUGUGUGGGAGAGGUUGCUUCCUGGUUUUAAACAUAAGAACUUCCGCAGCAGAGAGGGGGUGUGUCUGGUUCUCUGCGCCACCCUCAACACGUAUGGUGCUCAGCCUUUGAGUCUCAGUAAGAUCGUUCCGUACCUCUGCACUCUGACAGGAGAUCAGAACCCACAGGUGCGUGAGGCUGCCACAGCAUCGCUGGUGGAUGUGUAUCGCCACAUAGGAGAGAGAGUCAGAGCCGACCUGGGAAAGAGAGGCCUGCCUGCCACACGGUUACAGACAAUAUACGGGCGUUUUGAUGAAGCGUUGAAUUCUGGGAACAUGGCGCUCAGCCCCAGUCACGACCAUAGUUUUGAGGAUGAUGUGGACAGUACGGAUGGGAAUCGUGCUCAGGCUGCCUUCAAAGUCCCCAAAAUCCCCAAGAAGCCGGCAGAGUCCUCUACUGCACGCAGACCCAGCGCAACAGGACCCAAGAUCGGAGGUGCGUCUAAGGAUGGAGCUGGGGGCAUCGAUGAGGAAGACUUCAUCAAAGCCUUCACUGACGUCCCCACAGUACAGAUCUACUCGUCUCGUGACCUGGAGGAUAACCUGAAUAAGAUCAGAGAGAUCUGUUCUGAUGACAAACAUGACUGGGACCAGAGAGCUGCCGCAAUGAAGAAGAUCCGCUCGCUGAUUGUUGCCGGGGCAACGGAGCACGAGUGUUUCUACCAACACCUGAGGCUGUUGGACGGAGCGUUCAAACUGUCAGCUAAAGACCUCCGAUCACAGGUGGUACGAGAGGCCUGCAUCACUGUGGCGCACCUGUCGACAGUGUUGGGUAAUAAGUUUGACCAUGGGGCUGAGGGGAUUCUUCCUGUCCUGUUCAACCUCAUCCCUAACUGUGCCAAGGUUAUGGCCACUUCAGGGGUGUCUGCUAUACGCUUCAUCAUACGGCACACACACGUCCCCAGACUCAUUCCCCUGAUCACCAGUAACUGCACCUGCAAGUCUGUGGCCGUCAGAAGGAAAUGUUUUGACUUCUUGGACCUGCUGCUGCAGGAGUGGCAGACCCAGACUCUGGAGAGACAUACAGCAGUGAUGGUAGCGAGCAUUAAGAAGGGGAUUGCAGAUGCCGACGCAGAGGCCAGAGUAGAGGCCCGCAAGGCCUACUGGGGUCUGAGGAACCAUUUUCCGGGAGAGGCGGACUCUCUGUUCAACUCGUUAGAACCGUCCUAUCAGAGGAGCCUCCAGUCGUCUCUCAGGAAUGCCGGGAGCGUGGCGUCUCUUCCUCAAAGCGACCGCUCCUCUUCCUCUUCACAGGAGAGCCUCAAUCGUCCUCUGUCGUCUAAAUGGUCAGCUGCUCCUGGUAGAGUCCCGGCUGGUCAUAAGGGUGGGGCGUCGCCAGGCUCCCUGCAGCGUUCCCGUAGCGAUGUGGAUGUUAAUGCAGCAACGGUUGCUAAGCAGCGGCACAUCGGGCAGGUGGGGGCAGGGAGACUGACCCCCGGCUCCUACUCGUCAUUGGGUCGUCUGAGGACCAAACAGCCUCUCACCACAGCAACCAGCAUCAGCCAGGUGGACUCCCGGGGACGCACCCGCACCAAGAUGGUGUCCCAGUCACAACCCGGCAGUCGGAGUGGUUCCCCGGGCCGCGUCCUGACCAGUACCGCUCUGAGUACGCUGGGUUCUGGAGCCCAGAGGGUCCUAGCUGGGGCCGGAGGGAGACGUAGCCGCAUCCCCCGCAGCCAGGGCUGCUCACGAGACUCCUCCCCUACACGCCUGUCUGUCGCUCCCUCCAGUAUUAGUUCCAUCUACAACGGCGCAAGCAGAGGAGCUCGGGGCAGUCGUAUCCCCCGACCCAGUAUGAGUCAGGGCUGCAGCAGGGAGGCCAGCAGAGAGAGCAGCAGAGACACCAGCCCUGUACGCUCCUUUACACCCCUGGCGUCGCGGCACUACUCUCGCUCCACUGGAGCUCUCCAUACCGCCGACGCUUUAGGGGCCGCAGGGUCAGGGUACAGCAUCAGUCAGUCCAGUCGUCUGUCCUCAUCCGUCAGCGCCAUGAGAAUCCUCAACACAGGAUCUGAUGUAGAAGAGGCCCUCGCUGAUGCCCUGAAGAAGCCAGCGCGGCGGCGCUAUGAGAACUAUGGGAUGUAUUCGGAUGAUGAUGCUAACAGUGAUGCGUCCAGCGCCUGCUCAGAGCGCUCCUACAGCUCCAGGAACGGAGGAGCCAUCCCUACGUACAUGAGACAGACUGAGGAUGUGGCCGAGGUGUUGAACCGCUGUGCCAGUGCCAACUGGUCGGAGAGGAAGGAGGGGCUGCUGGGUCUACAGGCUCUACUGAAGAACCAACGCACCCUCAGUCGUGUGGAGUUGAAGAGGUUGUGUGAGAUCUUCACCAGGAUGUUUGCAGACCCCCAUAGUAAGCGAGAAUCCGGAUCUAGGGUCUAUGGAACGGCAGAAUCCGGUAUAAGCUCAGCCUCCUUCAAGGUGUUCAGUAUGUUCUUAGAGACCCUAGUGGAUUUUGUCCUGGUGCAUAGAGAAGACCUGCAGGACUGGCUGUUCGUCCUGCUCACCCAGCUGCUGAAGAAGAUGGGAGCUGACCUACUGGGAUCAGUACAGGCCAAGGUCCAGAGAGCACUGGACAUCACACGAGAGUCUUUCCCCAACGACCUCCAGUUCACUAUCCUCAUGAGGUUCACUGUGGACCAGACUCAGACACCAAACCUCAAGGUGAAGGUGGCUGUUCUGAAGUACAUUGAGACCUUGGCCCUGCAGAUGGAGCCUCAGGACUUUGUGAACUCCAGUGAGACGCGCCUGGCUGUGUCUCGCAUCAUCACCUGGACCACAGAGCCCAAGAGCUCCGACGUCAGGAAGGCUGCCCAGUCGGUGUUGAUCUCGUUGUUCCAGUUGAACACCCCAGAGUUCACCAUGCUGCUGGCAGCUCUGCCCAAGACCUUCCAGGAUGGCGCCACCAAACUGCUACAGAACCACCUGAGGAACACAGGCAAUGCUGCACAGGCCCCGACAGGAAGCCCUCUGACACGCCACACCCCCCGCUCUCCUGCCAGCUGGUCCAGCCCCCUCACCUCUCCUAGCAACACAUCACAGAACACAUCCUCACCCAGUGCAUUUGACUACGACACAGAGAACAUGAACUCAGAGGACAUCUACAGUAGUCUGAGAGGAGUGACGGAGGCCAUCCAGAACUUCUCCGUCCGCAGCCAGGAAGACAUGAAUGAACCGGUCAGACGGAGGGAAGGAGAGGAGGGUGGUAGUGCUGGUGCUGACCAGAUGGAUGUAGGUCGUACAGCUCUGGACAACAAGACGUCUCUCCUCAACACCCCCCUGCUCUCCUCUUCUCCCCGGGUGUCCCGUGACCCCUUCACUGACUCCCCCUUCAAACACAGCGUCAUAGAUACUUCACUAGACGAAUCAGACCAGCAAACUGACGACAGCAGCAUUGACCAAUCGGAGCUGGUGUCUGAGCUGCUGAAGGAGCUGUCCAAUCACAAUGAGCGUGUGGAGGAGAGGAAGGCAGCGCUUUGUGAGCUCUUGAAGCUGAUUCGAGAAAACACCCUGCAGGUCUCCUGGGAUGAACACUUCAAAACCAUCCUCCUGUUACUACUGGAGACGCUGGGGGACAGAGAGCAUGUGAUCAGGGCGUUAGCUCUGCGUGUUCUGAGGGAGAUUCUGAGCCGCCAGCCCUGGAGGUUUAAGAACUACGCUGAACUCACCAUCAUGAAGGCCCUGGAGGCGCACAAGGACCCACACAAAGAGGUGGUGCGAGCGGCAGAGGAGACUGCCGCCAUGCUGGCGUCGUCCAUCAGUCCAGACCAGUGUAUCAAGGUGUUGUGUCCUAUCAUCCAGUCAGCUGACUACCCCAUCAACCUGGCUGCCAUCAAGAUGCAGACUAAAGUUAUAGAGAAGGUCCCCCAUGAAGGACUAGUCAGCAUGCUGCCUGAGAUAGUCCCCGGACUCAUACAGGGUUAUGACAACUCUGAGAGCAGUGUGAGGAAGGCCUGUGUAUUCUGUCUGGUGGCCCUCUACGCAGUCAUAGGGGAGGAGCUAAAACCUCACCUCAACCAACUGUCUGGCAGCAAAUUGAAGUUGUUGAAUCUGUACAUCAAGCGUGCCCAGUCCGGCUCCAGUGGUGGUGAGCCGCCAGCAGACAGCCUAUAGAACAGAUGAACAGCCCACGGGACAACUAUGGAGCUGCACUCUCCCUCUGGAGACUUUUAACACAGACACACAAGGACACACUCUUACAUGGAUGCACAAACACAUACAUGCUUACAUGAACACACACGUGCACUUACUUACACGCUUACAUGAACACACAUACGCUUAUACGUACAUCUGCUUACACAUAAACAUGCUGAUAAGAAGGCUCUGACACACACACACACUGUCCUGGACCCCCCCCCCUCCUGUUACCUCCAAGUCGCCUACUGCAGGGCACUCUGCAAUGCACUCUGGGAGGAGAGGAGUGUUGUAGUUCCCCUCACUGACGUUGAAGAUCCAACCUGCUCUCUGAGAUUCACCCCUGACGUCGACACACCUCGCCCUCUGACCCCGAUCUCACUCUGAAGCCUCAACGCUAACGGUUUUAACUUUGGUUUAACUUCCUGAUUCUAGUAGAAUAGGGGAGGGGCCGGAACAGCAGCAUGAUGUAGCCACACCCCAGGCAGGACAAAUAGAUAGAGGGAGGGAAGCGGGUAGAGGAGCAUGUAUGUGUGUGAGAGGAGGGGGGUGUAUAUCUGUGGUCAGUCAGCCUGUCCGUUAUAGUGGUUGAGUGGGUUUUAGCCCCUGAAACUGAAGGCAAAUCUGAAAUGGCACCCUAAACCCUACGUAGUAGACUACUUUUGGCCAGAGCUACAUAGUGCCACCACAUACAGCUCUGGUCAAACUAUAGGGAGUAGGGUGCAAUUUCGUCUCAAAGCAUUCUCUGUCCGUCGAAUGGUGAUAGUUCCACCCUGUGGCAGUGGGAACAUGGUACGACCUUCCCUGCACAGCACUAAUGCUCAUAAGCGGGUCACAGUAGAUCAUAACUGCUCUUAGCAGCUACGUAGGCAGUGAGUGUGAGGUAUAGGAGGCAUAAUGUGCUUGGCUAUGCAUGACGAUGAUUUUAACAAGAUCUUUUUAUCCGGAGCCUAUUAACUGUCACAGUAGAAGGGAGGGGGUGAAAUUAAAGUUAAUGAUGUCCACCCCUUUCAGAGAAGUCCAUGGUACCUUCCACUGCUCCCCGCCAUGUCUUGGAUGAGCUCAUUUCAGACAGAAAGAGGGGGAGAGGCUUAUAUACAUCAAACUAUGACCAGACAUGGCUUAUUAUUAUUAAUAUUAUUAUUAUCACCUAGUGGAUAUGUAACUAUACAUGAUAUUAUAAAAAAUGGAAUAAUAUCCGAUAAUGACGUCAUUUAGGAGAGUCCCUGAAGGACGUGUGCGCUCUGCGUCCUGAUCUAUUUUAUUUUCUGUUGCGCGUUCCGUAGUCUCUCUCACGUUAGUUUCCCCACCGGGGAGACAUGUAUUAUUUACUGAUCAGAAACUGUUGAGUCACCUUUCGCCCCCUCCUUCUCUUCUUUUUCCUUUCCUCGCUUCUGCUUCCUCUUGUUGUCAUUCUCUCCCUCUUCUUGUGACAUUCUAGUCUUCACUGUGUUUCCCUCAGUGCAUUUACAAAGCUGUGCUUACAAUAAAAUGAAAAAUAAAGAAAACUUGUACAGACCAU